UCUGCCGUUUUUUCCUGCUCACACACCCCGGCGUUUUUGCAGCUCCUCACCCACACAUCCCCUCCCAAUGUCCCGUUUGGCUUGCCGCGGACAGGCCCUCAGCCACCUCCUCCGUGCCUCACGGACUUUGACCACCAGUGCCAGGGUAUCUCCCACGGCCGCGUCGCUUUUACAACACCAGUCGCAAAAAUCGCCGGCGGCUAAUCCCCGCGUUUUCGCGGCCCGGCGCUUGGCCACAAAGGCAGACACGCUGAGCGCCAACUACGCGCGCGUAUACGACCCCGCCCAAACCGUCGGCUACGACAAGCUCGACACGUUUGCCCGCCGGCACUUUGGCCCCACGCCGCAGGAUGUGCAGCACAUGUUGGGUGCGCUCGGCUACACGGAUCUCGACGCGUUCCUCACCGCCGCGAUCCCCCCGCACGUGUUGGCCAAGCGGCCCUUGAAGGUCGAGCCGCAGGAGGGCUACACGGAGCUGAGCAUGCUCGAGCACUUGCACGGCUUGGCGCUGCAGAACCGGAUCGCCAAGUCGUUCAUCGGCAAGGGCUACGCCGGCACGCACGUGCCGCCCGUGAUCCAGCGCAACUUGCUCGAGCUGCCCGAGUGGUACACGUCGUACACGCCCUACCAGCCGGAGAUCUCGCAGGGCCGCUUGGAGUCCUUGCUCAACUACCAGACCAUGGUGUGCUCGCUCACCGGCUUGGACAUGGCCAACGCGUCGCUUUUGGACGAGGGCACGGCCGCGGCCGAGGCCAUGGCCAUGUCCUUCCACAACCUGCGCGGCAAGAAACACGUCUACGCGGUGGACGCCAACGUGCACCCGCAGACGCUUGCGGUGCUCCGCUCGCGUGCGGCCAACAUCGGCUUGCGCAUCGCCGUGCUCCCCUUGUCGACCCCUGAGGGCGUGGCGCAGCUCGACGACAUGGCCGCCACCGUGUGCGGUGCCUUGGUCCAGUACCCAGCCACCGACGGCCUGCUCCAUGACUUCUCGGCCGUCGGCGAGGUCAUCCACUCCAAGCUGAAGGGCUUGUUUGCCGUGGCCACGGACUUGCUCGCAUUGACCCUCUUGAAGCCACCCUCGGAGAUCGGUGCAGACAUCGCCUUGGGCAACUCCCAGCGCUUCGGCGUGCCUUUCGGCUACGGCGGACCUCAUGCGGCCUUCUUCGCCACCACCCAGAAGUUCUCCCGUAAGAUGCCUGGCAGAAUCGUCGGCGUGUCCAAGGACCGCUUGGGCAAGCCCGCUUUGCGUUUGGCUUUGCAGACCCGUGAGCAGCACAUCAAGCGUGAAAAAGCCACCUCCAACAUUUGCACGGCCCAGGCCUUGCUCGCCAACAUGGCCGCCAUGUACGCCGUCUACCAUGGUCCGCAGGGCUUGAAGAACAUUGCCUCCAGAGUCUACGGGUACACUCGUGUGCUCGCGGAUAUCAUCGAGACCAGCUCCCCACACACCCUCGCCAGCAACUCGUUUUUCGACACCUUGACCAUCAACCUUGAGGGCGUCUCGGCCGACAAUGUCUUGCAGCUGGCAUUGGACAACUACAACAUUAACUUAUUCAAGGUCGACGCGUCCACCGUCUCCCUCACAUUUGACGAGACCGUCACGCAGGCCGACUUGGAGAGCCUCGUGGUGCUCUUCACCGGAAAGUCCGGUAUUUCGUUGCCUGAUGACUUGCCCUGCUUGCCUGAACACUUGCUCAGAACGGACGCGAUCCUCCCCAACGAGGUUUUCAACUCGCACCACUCUGAAACAUCUAUGUUGCGUUACUUGCACUUGUUGCAGACCAAGGACUUGUCCUUGGCCAACUCCAUGAUUCCUUUGGGCUCGUGCACCAUGAAGUUGAACGCAACUGUGGAGAUGCAAUCAUUGUCUAUGCCCGGCUUCUCCCAAAUCCACCCAUUCGCCCCAACCAACCAGGCUUUGGGUUACAAGGCGAUGAUUGCCGAGUUCGAGAAAGACUUGAACGACAUCACUGGCUUUGCCGCCACCACACUCAUGCCUAACUCGGGCGCCCAAGGUGAGUACACGGGCUUGUCGUUGAUCCGUGAAUACUUCAAGGCACACGGCGAGUACGAAAAGAGAAACGUGUGCUUGAUUCCUGUUUCCGCCCACGGCACCAACCCGGCUUCUGCUGCCAUGUGUGGCCUCAAGGUUGUUCCCGUCAAGUGUUUGGAGAACGGUCUGAUUGACGUCGAAGAGUUGAAAAUUAAGGCCGAGAAGCAUAAAGACAACUUGUGUGCCAUUAUGCUCACAUAUCCUUCCACUUACGGCUUGUUUGAGCCUGGUGUGCGCCAGUCCAUCGACAUUGUCCACGAAAAUGGCGGACUUGUGUAUUUGGACGGUGCCAACAUGAACGCUCAGGUCGGGCUCACCUCUCCCGGCGACUUGGGUGCCGAUGUUUGCCACUUGAAUAUCCACAAGACCUUUGCUUUGUCUCAUGGUGGAGGUGGACCAGGCCAAGGCCCUGUUUGUGUUGCUGAACGCCUCAUUCCUUACUUGCCCGCACAUCCGUUUGUGGAUACUCCACAUGCCACCUCUGAGUCCAUCGAGGCAGUGAACUCUGCGCCAUUCGGCUCAGCUGCGGUGAUCCCCGUGUCGUACUCGUACAUCAAGAUGUUGGGCGCCAAGGCGUUGCCUUACGCCUCGAGUCUCGCCAUCUUGAAUGCCAACUACAUGUUGACUCGCUUGCAGGACUCUUACAGCGUUAUGUUCAUCGAUGCCACUGCCUCGAAAGAGGAGGGCACCAAGCACUGUGGCCACGAGUUCAUCAUUGACUUGCGUGAGUUCAAGGCCAUUGGCAUUGAGGCGAUUGAUGUCGCGAAGCGUUUGCAGGAUUACGGUUUCCACGCCCCCACAAUGUCGUUCCCUGUUAGCGGCACUUUGAUGAUCGAGCCUACCGAGUCUGAGAACUUGGAGGAGUUGGACCGUUUUGUCGAGGCCAUGUUGUCGAUCCGGAAGGAAAUCGAUGCUCACGCAAAGGGCGAGCCUUUAGGGAAGGUGUUGAAGAACGCCCCUCAUUCGCUCGAGGAUGUGAUCUCCACUUCUCAGGAGGAGUGGCAAGCAAGAGGAUACUCGCGUGAGCAAGCCGCGUACCCUCUUCCUGAAUUGAAGAAGAGCAAGUGCUGGCCCUCGGUUGCCCGGUUGGACGACACCUACGGUGACAUGAACUUGAUCUGCACCUGUCCUUCGGUCGAAGAUCUUGCCGAGGAGUAAGCGUUUUGAAUAUUUAUCAGUGUAAAUUAUGGAAUUCUAGGACCAUGGAAGGAAAGACUAGAGAUUAAUAGAAGAAUAGCCCUGUACAGGGCACGGAAGAUUUAGCAUUAUGUUGGUCGGCGUUCAGCAACAGACGUAAGGAACUACUUGAAGGACCAUAUACGAAUAAGAACCUCAAUCUACUUAUACAUCAAUAGUCUUUCAGUGUUUGGUCUCAGAAUGGCUCCGGUCUAGAGUCCCAUGUUGAAAGAACUUUCCGUUGCAAUGCAGAAUGAGAUGCGACCAAAAAGGGUAUAGAAAGAUGAAGCCUGGGUGUUUCCA
Molecule: messenger RNA, 3532 nt
Organism: Metschnikowia bicuspidata var. bicuspidata NRRL YB-4993
Lineage: Eukaryota; Fungi; Ascomycota; Pichiomycetes; Serinales; Metschnikowiaceae
Gene: GCV2
Product: glycine decarboxylase subunit P
Exons: 1
Coding region: 68-3211 (1047 amino acids)
Biological process (GO): glycine decarboxylation via glycine cleavage system
Cellular component (GO): mitochondrion; glycine cleavage complex
Molecular function (GO): pyridoxal phosphate binding; glycine dehydrogenase (decarboxylating) activity; glycine binding
Source: RefSeq, a predicted model, not a curated record